AUGGUAACCAGCCCCGCCUCCUCUCCCCUCUCCAAACCACACUGCAGCAGACGCCGCUUCUCCCCAGGUUCACCAGAAGAAACCACACAAAAUGCUUCUGCUGCUGCCGGCUGUUCUGUGCUGUCUGUGUUCAGGUCAGUGUUUCCAGCCAAUCAGGAGCUACAACACUCUACCUGUACAACACGCCGGCAUAGUAACCUUCAUCCACACCUCUGUUUGUCUACAGCGCUGGUUGUCACGGCAACACAGCUGAUUCAGGAGGAUGUAACACUGACCAGGAGAGUCGGUCAAAAUGUCUCCUUUAGCUGUAGAGGAACUGAGGAGUGCGAUUUCAGAUGGAAAUCCUGGUUGCAGAAGAAAGACAAAGAAACAUUUAAACUGAUUCUUGGUAUUAGGGACGAUGGUUUCAUUUAUAACAAUUAUAAUCAUCCUCAGAAAGCUGACUUCUCAUCUGUAGAUAAAGGUAAAGGUUAUGAGUUGCAGAUCCAGACAGUUCUACCCUCUCAUUCAGCCUCAUACUACUGCUCCUGUGGGAAGAAUUUCAAUGUGGGACAACCAUACCCGAUCUUUGGUUCUGGGACUAAACUGUAUGUAACAGAUGAUCCGGUGGUGAAGCCCGUGGUGGGCGUGUACCGGGCAGCGUCCACGGCCCUGGACGGGAAGAUCUCCCUGAUGUGUGUGGCCUCAGGCAUGUUUCCUCCUGAGGUCCGGUUCUCCUGGAAAAGACAGAAGGACAAUGGAACUGAGGAGGAUCUGCCCCACGCCCAGGGAGAACAGCUGGAGGUCCAAGAGUCUGGACGGAGAACCUCCAUCAGAACCAUCCAUCAGAACCACAACAGCUCAUAUAAAUACUGGUGCACGGUCCAGCACGAGGGGGGCCAGACCCACCAAGAGGUUCCAGCUGUUCCUCCACCAACCCCAACCCCAUCCCCAACCCCAACCCCAUCCCCAACCCCAAACCCAUUCCCAAACCCAUCCCCAACCCCACCCCCUACAGUCCAGCUGACUCCAUGUCGUCUUUCCAUCCAGCCCUGGGACUCCCAUCGUCUUCCUUGUCUGUUCUACUCAGUUCUGAUAGUGAAGAGUCUGGUUUACUGUUGUGGACUCUGUGUAAUGAAUCUCAUAUAGACCUUCCACCUGCUGCACACAACUGAUUUAUUUUACCUUCUGUCAGUUGUCAAAGUCAAGGCAAGGCAGGUUUAUUUCUAUAGCGCAUUUCAUAUACAAGGCAAUUAAGUGCUUUACAUAAAACAUUGAAAGCAUUACAGCAGGGAAGCAAUGAAAAGUAAAGACAUGAGAAAAACAAACAGAUAAAUAGAUAAAACAGAUAAAAACUUUAAUCUUAACAGAAACACGCAGAUCUGAACUGAUGAAUCAGAACUCUAUUCAAACGCAGCUGUGAACAGGUGGGUCUUUAACCUGGAUUUAAAUAAACUCAGUGUUUCAGCUGAUCUGAGGUUUUCUGGGAGUUUGUUCCAGACAUGUGGAGCAUAGAAGCUGAAGGC
Sphaeramia orbicularis (orbiculate cardinalfish) is the source of this 1505-nucleotide messenger RNA. RefSeq lists its product as uncharacterized. The record is from RefSeq and is a predicted model, not a curated record. NCBI's taxonomy places the organism in Eukaryota, Metazoa, Chordata, Actinopteri, Kurtiformes, Apogonidae. The transcript has 6 exons. Bases 1 to 1128 code for a protein of 375 amino acids.